AUGCCCCGGCCUUCGCCCGCUCCGCACAAGCCCCGGCGCAAGGGCAACAAACAGCCGGACUUCGCGACAACAACGGGAAGCUCGCACAAUGUCGGUGCUGUCGAGACGCUGACCCGAGCUCCGGCUUUUCCGCUCGCCGCUUUCCUCUGGCCUGCGAGAGGCACCCUGUCGCAAUGGGAGUUGUUACCGCUGAUUCUGAUGACUGUCGGGCUGUUCCGAUGGGCCGCUGGGUUGUGGGGGUAUUCUGGCUUUGAGAAACCCCCAAUGUUCGGCGAUUACGAGGCCCAGCGACACUGGAUGGAGAUCACGACCCAGCUUCCCAUCUCUCAAUGGUAUUUCCACGACCUCCAGUGGUGGGGGCUCGACUAUCCCCCACUGACGGCCUACCAUAGUUGGCUCUGUGGCAAGGUCGGCUCGCUCAUCGAUCCCGAAUGGUUCGCCCUCUUCUCGUCCCGCGGCUCGCACGAUCCUACCCUCAAGGUGUUUAUGCGCGCAACCGUCAUCGUGUCCGAGUACCUGAUCUACAUCCCCGCCGUCGUGGUCUUUGUGCGUCGCUAUAGCAGACUCAAUGGGGUUGCCAACUGGUCGUCAGCUGUGGCUCUUGUGGCCAUCCUGAUGCAACCCGGUACGAUCCUAAUCGACCAUGUCCACUUUCAGUAUAACACGGUCAUGUUGGGGCUGGUCGUCGCCAGUAUGUCCAGUAUGCUCGCAGGUCGCAACCUCUGGGCGGCUGUGUUCUUUGUUGCGGCCUUGGGGUUCAAGCAGAUGGCUCUCUACUACGCCUUCUCUGUCUUCGCCUAUCUCCUCGGCAGCUGCGUCUUCCCUCGCAUCAACAUCCGGCGGCUCGUCACUAUUGCAGCGGUCACCAUCGUCUCCUUUGCCAUUCUCAUUCUGCCGCUCGUUAUUGGUGCUCUCUCGGACGCCAAACGUGGAGUCGACUCGCGCCCGGAUCUUGACGGGCCCCGUCCACCUCUGCCGAUUUUCCAGGGACUUACAACCUAUCUGGAUACAGAAGCUUUCUAUUACCCGGUGGUGGAACAGUUGGUCCAGAUGAUCCACCGUGUCUUCCCCUUUGCUCGUGGGUUGUUUGAGGACAAGGUCGCCAACUUCUGGUGUGCUUUGAACGUGGUUGUUAAGAUCAAGAAUUACCCGGAAGAACUUCUGCAACGUGGUGCGCUGGUUGCCACACUGGGAUCAAUUGUUCCCCCCAAUCUCGUCCUCUUCCUGCGCCCGAGGAGGGACCUGCUGCCCCUAGCAUUUUCUGCAACAGCAUGGGGCUUCUUCCUCUUCAGCUACCAGGUCCACGAGAAGAGCGUCCUCCUCCCACUGAUGCCCAUGACUCUCCUGCUCGCAGGAAACCACGGGCUGAACAAGGGCACGCGUGCCUGGGUCGGAUUCGCCAAUAUCCUCGGCUGCUGGACCAUGUUCCCGUUAUUGGAGCGGGUGGACCUAGCCAUGCCAUAUACCGUUCUCACGCUGCUGUGGGCAUAUCUCCUCGGCCUGCCGCCGACAUCUCUCGGCGCCUACUUCCACGAAGGAGGUAAUACCUGGACGCAAUGGGUCACCCUCUUCAUCCACGGCUCGUUCUAUCUGGCCAUGGCAUUCUGGCACGUCCUAGUGCGCGCCUUACGCCCGCCCCCAGACAAGCCGGAUCUGUGGGUCGUGGCCAAUGUCGGGGUUGGCGCUGCUGGUUUUUCUCUUUGCUAUGUGUGGUGCCUGUGGAAGUUGGUUUCGCAGAGCGAUAUCUUGCCGAGGUCGUGGUUGGUAAAGAAGGAAAAGGCCAAGACCCAAUAG
Molecule: messenger RNA, 1794 nt
Organism: Dichotomopilus funicola
Lineage: Eukaryota; Fungi; Ascomycota; Sordariomycetes; Sordariales; Chaetomiaceae
Product: ALG6, ALG8 glycosyltransferase family-domain-containing protein
Exons: 2
Coding region: 1-1794 (597 amino acids)
Biological process (GO): protein N-linked glycosylation
Cellular component (GO): endoplasmic reticulum membrane
Molecular function (GO): dolichyl pyrophosphate Man9GlcNAc2 alpha-1,3-glucosyltransferase activity
Source: RefSeq, a predicted model, not a curated record